AUGCCACUGUCUAGUUUUAGCGAGAUUAUUGUUGCUGUGAUUCUGGUGGUCAGCAUCUUACGGGCACUCCAAGCAGCGUGUCCUCCCGGCUGGUUGAAUCGGCAAGACUCCUGCUACAUCUUACUGCCUCAGAAGAUGAAUUGGUUCGAUGCUAAGAAGGCUUGUGACCGGCCCGGAGUUAGUCUUGUUUUCCCGAACUCGAUUGAAGAACACAUCUAUUUAUGGGAAGAAAUGAGUACAUGGAUGAAAGAAUUAGGCGCCAACAGUUCAGACGAUCUGCAGCUGUGGAUCAAUUGCUACAGAACUGAUGAAGAGCCUUACAUAUGCUCGGGCUAUGAGGGAACUUCGAGUUUCAGAAAUUGGGACAGCACCGAACCAACCAAUGAUCCCAUCGAGGACUGCGUCAGAAUGGCAGGCAAUUAUGAAAGCAACUGGGGAAAUAAGGUGUGCCAUGUCAAGUAUUUUUGCCGCUUGUGA
Molecule: messenger RNA, 477 nt
Organism: Asterias rubens (European starfish)
Lineage: Eukaryota; Metazoa; Echinodermata; Asteroidea; Forcipulatida; Asteriidae
Product: C-type lectin domain family 4 member M-like
Exons: 1
Coding region: 1-477 (158 amino acids)
Source: RefSeq, a predicted model, not a curated record